AUGCGAACCCAAGGAUCCUUCGGCCGUGAAGGGGGUAAUUUCAGACGUGGAGACGGCAGGAGCGGAGGUCGCGGGUUUGGCGGCGGUGGCGGUGGUGGCAGUGGGAAGCCUCCCACAGACGCGCCUCAGCGACGUGCACUGAUCAAUCAAACAUUUGAUGGUGAGCUCAGUGAGGGUACCCGAGUAGUUAUGCGAGAUGAUACCAAGGUGUUGAUGAGCGUUAUCAAGCACAUUCCGCAGAACGGAGCCAUAACGAUAAAGAGCCUUAACGCCCAGCUUUCACCCGAUGUGCAAGAAGCCGUUUCAGAGAAGCAUAGCGGCCUCAAAAGCUUUUUGGAGCAACGCAAACAACUUUUUGUUGUGAAGGCUAAUCCUUCCGAUGGUGUGCUAUACGUUGCCGCUACACCACUAGCGUAUCAGAAGCUCACUGCACGGGAACGACAGCGGGAAACCAUGCAAGAAAUGCUUGGGUUGACACGCCGUGGAGGCCGCGGCAGGGGAGGGAGGCCCAUGAAUGGUGGCGGUGGCGGUUUUAGGGGCCGGAAUGGCGCUGGAGGAGGAAGAGGGGGAGGAGGAAGAGGUAGAGGAGGAGGAGGAGGAGGAGAGGACAGGGGAAGGAAUGAUAGAGGCGGUGGUGGUGGUGGUGGCUUCAGAGGUGGCAGAGGUAACGGGGGAAGGGACAGCGGUCGAAUGGGGCGAGGUGAGGAGCGUGGAUUUGGGGGGCAAUACCGCCGCUAG
This is a messenger RNA of Trypanosoma brucei brucei TREU927, 738 nucleotides long. RefSeq lists its product as hypothetical. The record is from RefSeq and is a predicted model, not a curated record. The transcript has a single exon. NCBI's taxonomy places the organism in Eukaryota, Euglenozoa, Kinetoplastea, Trypanosomatida, Trypanosomatidae. The coding region runs from base 1 to 738 and encodes 245 amino acids.